Molecule: messenger RNA, 207 nt
Organism: Clunio marinus
Lineage: Eukaryota; Metazoa; Arthropoda; Insecta; Diptera; Chironomidae
Source: the annotation of a GenBank genome assembly
AUGUUCUUUGUCUACAAAUGUUUUAAUCUUUUACAUUAUCAUCAACAAGCAAAUCUUACGACCAACAAUUUAGUCUCCAUUUUUAAAAGAUAUCAUCAUGAAAAUUACAGAUCAAAAAAUAGUCUUUUGAUAUUUUUGUUUAUGCGGUUUCUAUGUGACUGUUUAACAGAAGAGUUCAUGAGAAUUUUAUGGGAAACAUUUUUUUAA